AUGGCAAACAAGUUUGGAUUAGGGUCUUUACCUCUAGAAUCUAAAAAUCCCAUGACGGCGUUUAUAAAAAAAGCGAAACCUUUUUUCGUGGAUCAAAUCGGAGACACCUUACAAGGGGAUAUCGAUAUGAACAAUUUCAAAAUAACUAAUUUAAAGUUUCCAGGAAACGAUAACGAUGCCGUGAACAAGAAAUAUUUACUGGAUCAAAUAAACGCAAUUCAAAUAGAUAAGGACCAUGUUGAAAAUAGAAUAAAUGACGUGAAAAGAUACCUCAGACGAAAUAUUAAAAAUCUUGUGGACGAACCCAAACUACAACAAGAGUUAACGAGUUUGAAACGUCUUAUUCAAGUGGAUAAAACAAGUCAGUUGCAAAAUUUAAUAUCUAAAUUAGACGAUAAGAUUACGAAUGUAAAAAUAGACGUCCAACGUUUAAUAGACAACCCAAAUGUAAACGAGGAUAGAUUGAAACGAAAACUAACCGCUUUGGAAAGAAAACUUGGCGAAUUGCUAGCAGAACUAGACAAGACCGCGGACAAAACCGAGUUACAAAAUUCGAUAUCCGAUUUGAACGAAAAGAUCGCGAAGCAAAAAUCAGAUGUUCAAGAUAUAAUUAACACACUUCCCAUUGACAAAGAUACGUUGAAACGACAAUUGACUGCUUUGGAUACUAAAAUCACGGACGAAUUAGAAAAAGAAGUGGGUGUGAUUAAAAACUUUCUUCAAAAUAAAUUUCGAGAUGAUAUGAAAAAUUAUAUUAAAGAACAGGCCAAUCUUUUGGUAUCUAGAAUUCAUGACGAUUUUUUGAGACAAGAGAGAAAGUUGACCAAAUUAGAAGCAAUUGUCACGGACAAAUCGUAUUAUUUCAAUCUUCCAUUCGAAAGUGACACUGUCUUCGAUGAAAAAGACAAAAUUUAUAAAUCAAACAAAUACGGAUUCAAAGCAGAAAUAAAAGUGGGUACUCUCGCAUACGGAGAACCUAAAAACGUAUUCUUUUCGAGGGAUCAGGAAAUUGAAACGAAAAAUGGUAAAUAUGUAGACACCUUUAAAAUGGAAGUAGAAAAUGAUAAGGAUAUCAUUCGAAUCAAAGAUUUAGAUAUGAUAUUGGAGACGGAAAAUCCACCAUCAACCAACAUUGCCAAAAUUCCACGACGCUUACACGUACACGGAAAAAUAGAAUCGACCAGUCACGAGUUUUUACGAACAACAGACUUUGAAUACGUAAAACUAUAUUUCGCUUUAGGUGAAAAAUACACCUCGAUCAAUGUUCAUAAAAGUCAACAAGAAAGAGAGUUUAUAGUGCAUUUAUCGUUUGCCGAAGACUCCAUCCUUGAAGGUGGUGGUUUUAUUUUUAGAGCCAAGAUAAACAUCGAAAAAGAAAAAAUAAAAUAUUCCUAUCAUCUUAAAGAGGACCAUACGAAAAAAGAAAUGUUGUUAGUACGCGUAAAUGUUUUUACUUUUAAUACCCGCAAAUAUAAUAAUGCUAGGCCAAACAAGCGCGCUCUAUACGAUAUUCCGUGGUUCCAUUUAUCGGAAAUUCACUUAAUUUAA
This is a messenger RNA of Lottia gigantea (owl limpet), 1548 nucleotides long. RefSeq lists its product as hypothetical. The record is from RefSeq and is a predicted model, not a curated record. The coding region runs from base 1 to 1548 and encodes 515 amino acids. Lineage: Eukaryota; Metazoa; Mollusca; Gastropoda; Lottiidae. The transcript has 2 exons.